Molecule: messenger RNA, 1698 nt
Organism: Penicillium riverlandense
Lineage: Eukaryota; Fungi; Ascomycota; Eurotiomycetes; Eurotiales; Aspergillaceae
Exons: 3
Coding region: 1-1698 (565 amino acids)
Biological process (GO): amino acid transmembrane transport
Cellular component (GO): vacuolar membrane
Molecular function (GO): amino acid transmembrane transporter activity
Source: RefSeq, a predicted model, not a curated record
AUGGACGAAAAGCUGGACGAAAAGCCAGGGUCCUUCGACCCUCCUCUGUAUAGCGCUUCUGAGGUGCCGGUGAGCACGCUCAUCAAACCGCAAGCCCGCAUCCCAUAUGAUUCGAAUGUUACGUUCGAGGAGUACAACUACUAUGCGCAGAAGACCAGAGAAGAGGAGGAGACUCUGGAGGCUCCCGUCAUGGAUAUACGCCGGCUGUUUAGAAAGAAGCGCGAGGGUGAAGAAGAUGAUGUGCCAACCACGCACCUGACGGAGGAAGAUUUUACCAACCCCGAGAGGAGAAUUCUAAUCACGGAUGAAGAGUGGCUCAAUGCAAGCCGCGCGGCCAGAUCCGCUGGAUGGGGUGCUUGCUUUUAUCUGAUUACGACCGACAUAUUGGGUCCGUAUGGAUCUGGUUUUGCAAUGGGGUCAUUGGGUUGGGGACCAGGCGUUGCGUUCUAUACGGUUUUUGGCUUGAUGGUCGGUUACUCUGGAUAUCUCAUCUGGCGCGUGUACUGCGGUGUCGACAGCCACCAAUUCCCGGCCAAGAACUAUGGCGAUAUUGGUUUCAGGACGCUGGGCCGGGGCGGACGCUACGUCACCAACGUCUGUCAAGGUAUUUCAUUGCUCCUGCUGGUGGGCCAGGUCACACUCCAGUUUGGCCAAAACAUCUCUCAGGUCUCGAAGUUCAAGCUGUGCUAUGCUGUCUGCCCCGCACUCUUCGCCAUUGCAGGCUUUUUCAUCACGCAGAUCCGGACUCUCAGAGCCUAUGGAUGGGUCGCAAACCUUUCCGUGUGGCUGAACAUCUUCGUCAUUUGUAUGACUAUGGGUGUCUUUGCAAACUCGGAGCCAAACUACUCUGUCGCGGAACUAGGGUCAGCGGGUGCCUUGAUCGAUCCAGCGACCAUCACCAAAGUGAACGGGAAAUACCCUCCUAUUAUGCACUACACCAACAUCCCCGCCAACGGCCUUGUUGGCUCAAUCAACGGCAUGCUGAAUGGUGUGCUAGCUUAUGCGGGUGCCCAACUGUUUGUGGAGUUUAUGGCUGAGAUGAAGCGCCCUCGCGACUUUAUUAAAGCCAUGUGGCUUGCGCAGCUCUUCAUCUACAGCGUUUAUCUCAUCUACGGUUGUGUCAUCUAUCAUUAUCAAGGACAGUAUUCCUACGCUCCAGCUUACCAAGGUGUCAGUGUCUAUUCAUGGCAAACCGUCGGAAACAUGGUUACGUUGAUCGGUGCUCUCAUCGCCGGUGGUCUCUAUGGCAACAUUGGUAUCAAAGUUGUCUACAAUAAUAUCUUUCUGGAUAUCUUCAAAGCACCACCGCUUACAACCCGGCGUGGCAAGAUCAUCUACGGGAUCAUGGUUCCGAUCUGGUGGAUCAUCGCGUUUAUCGUUGCCGCUGCUAUUCCCGAUUACUUUGGCUUUGUUAGUGUGAUGUCUGCCUCGCUGCUCCUGAACCUGUCCUACACGCUGCCUCCGUUGUUUGCGCUGGGCUUCGAUAUUCAGAAAAAUGCAAUCAAAGCAGAACAGGGGGAUGGAUUUAACCCAAUUACAGGGCAAGUCACCAGAAGUGCAACUGGUGUCAAGAGAUGGAUCCGCGGGUUUUUCGCUGGCGGUCUAUUUCAAGUCUCAAUAAACAUUUGGCACGUCAUCUACGCUUUGGCUUCAUUGUCCAUGUGCGGACUGGGGAUGUAUGGGGCUGUCACUGGUUAG